ACAAAAAUUGACAGAAACAAAGCAACUGGCAGCGGUGGUGAAACUCGCUUAAAUGAAUUAGAUAUGAUAAUGGGUGAUAUUCUUGGAGUCGAUUCUCCUGUGGUUGCUGGAUUAACAAUACCUGAUGCCAAUUGCAGUAAUACUGAUGAAUUUGAGUUUUAUAAUAAAAAAAAAGAUGAAAAUGAAGAUUUAAUUAUUGAUGAUAUUUCAACUUUGACUCCAAAAUUAUCCAUCAAAAGAAAGGCAAUGUUUGAAGGUAAACAAAUUCUAAAAUUAUAUAUUCUCAACUUUUAA
Messenger RNA from Meloidogyne enterolobii, 294 nucleotides. NCBI's taxonomy places the organism in Eukaryota, Metazoa, Nematoda, Chromadorea, Rhabditida, Meloidogynidae. The record is from the annotation of a GenBank genome assembly.